AUGAGAUAUAACUUUUUGCCUAGUAUAUGGAUACUAGUUUAUGUGAUCUUAGUUUGGCCCAACAAACGUAUCAACCUCAAUGAGAUUUGCAAAAACCCUGAAUUGGUUAACCAUGAGAUUGUCGUUAUUGAAAAUGAUACGUAUAGAUAUUCUCUACAUUAUGAGUAUUCAAUGAGGAUUCAACAUAAUAAACCUCAACCAGUUUCGAGUGAACGUUUUUAUAAGAUAAAUUUAGUAUACACGACUCGUCCUGAAUUCUCGUCUAGUUUUUACGGUAAACACGUACAACAUUUUGAUUUUUACCAUGAUCGAAAUGAUGUAUAUGAAGUUGGAGGGUCUUUAAUUGGAAAUAUUUAUAAUUACAUAGUAAACUAUAAAAAUUUGGAAACCAAACUUUUGAAUGAUGAGGAAUUAUUAGGAGUCCAAAGGAAUUUUUUGAUAAACGUUAAUGGUUCAGAGGUUACAGCCACAAUGUCGACUUUAUUACACCCAAAUGGGAAGGUAUCCUUCUAUUAUGAUAACGUGAGUUGCAUAAUUUAGUGAAAAUGUGAUAUUGUUUCAAGUAAUUCACAUCAUUCUACUAUUUCAUGUUGAUCAAUAUUGUCAAAUUAAUCUAGUUACACUGAACACGAUAGAAGAGAUCAACAUUGUGUAAUAGGCAAGCGACUAGUUGAC
Molecule: messenger RNA, 675 nt
Organism: Schistosoma rodhaini
Lineage: Eukaryota; Metazoa; Platyhelminthes; Trematoda; Strigeidida; Schistosomatidae
Source: the annotation of a GenBank genome assembly